This is a messenger RNA of Morus notabilis, 645 nucleotides long. RefSeq lists its product as uncharacterized. The record is from RefSeq and is a predicted model, not a curated record. Lineage: Eukaryota; Viridiplantae; Streptophyta; Magnoliopsida; Rosales; Moraceae. The coding region runs from base 1 to 591 and encodes 196 amino acids. The transcript is spliced from 3 exons.
AUGUACUACAAAACCUGCCAUCCCCAACCCAUUCGUGGUUCCCCACAGCGCAAGAAAGAAGAGCUUUUCGAAGAUAUGGAGGUCCAAAGUUCCUCUUCCUUCAAAGUUCGCGCUCUCCUUCAACAACUUCGCCUUCAUCUUCUCCAGGUUCUUGGGACUCCUGAGUUUCGGACUUGUAAAGCGAGUCAUGAAAUUCGGAAAGAUGUAGAGCUUCUGAUGGAUUUGUACAAGCAGAUGAUAUUGGAGUUAAACAAGCCGGCAGGGAAGGCUUUGCCGGAAUACUGCAGCGCGAGACCGGGAAGUAUGCCUAUAUUAGAAAACAAACGUCAGAAGUUGAGUCAGCGAAUGCAUUUUGUGCAGAAAGAGAUAGAAGACGGUUUUUUGAAGACUGAUUUCAGCUCGGAGAAGAAGAAGGCCCCCACGGGUAGCAGCAGCCGGCUAGCAGGAAGCUACAUAAUUGGUGGGUCAGUUUCUGGUUGGAAUUUCAUAACAUUUGGAGGCAAUAAACCAGUUUACAAUGGUGUGACAAAAAAGGCAUUUCGUAGCAGCCACAAAGAAGUAAGGAUCAUGGAGGCAUCCGUCAACAAUUAACACUUUUUCUUGUGAAAUGACAAUGACGACACUUUUGAAGCAAAACAGUUUUGA